Molecule: messenger RNA, 3662 nt
Organism: Engraulis encrasicolus (European anchovy)
Lineage: Eukaryota; Metazoa; Chordata; Actinopteri; Clupeiformes; Engraulidae
Gene: cfap70
Product: cilia and flagella associated protein 70
Exons: 26
Coding region: 132-3380 (1082 amino acids)
Biological process (GO): cilium assembly; cilium movement
Cellular component (GO): motile cilium; extracellular exosome
Molecular function (GO): protein binding
Source: RefSeq, a predicted model, not a curated record
GAACAAGCAGACGCCAAGUAAGAAAUGUUUGACAUUUCCAAAAGAACUCCAUGCACACAAUUGUUUAGCAUAUCUGAAUGGCUAAAUAGUAUGAAAAAAGUGAACGUUGUUUGUUUGGUGUAGCAACGAAAAUGGACGCAGGGCAAGGACUUGGAUUCAAGGCUGUACCCGUUCAAAUAACAAUCCGACAUGGUCAUAAUUUGAAAGGGAGCAGGACUGAGUCUUUUCUCAGCUAUGUCAGAGCUGAGUUUAAUGGUGCUGUCCUCGGAGAUUCUCAUAAAGUUGAAGCAGCUGUUGAUGAAAGAGUGGAUUAUAACUUCACCUGUAGCUUUGAAUGUUCAGAAGUUGCACAUAAUUUGGAUGAUCUUGCACACAAACCUGUCAUUCUGACUUUGACUGAGAUCCUGCCUAAGGAGAAGAAGCAGAAGGAGGAGAGGACAAUCGUUCAUGGACAAGCAGUUGUGGACCUACUCCCACUUCUCCAUGGCCAAAGCAGCUUCACAUGCUCCGCCAUACUCCACCCAGCUCCAGGGUCACCUAUGGAGACAGCUGCAGCGGACGGUAGCAAGCCUGCACUGGAUGUGUCAGUCCGUGUGCCAGAGCCUUUGCUGUCAGAUGCCCAGCUGGCUGAGUCCAACCUGUUGAAAGUGACUGUUGAGACGGCGUACUCCGUGCCUGAGGUGUGGAAUCCACCAACGGGGCCUGCUGCUGGCUUCGUGGCAGCACUGCAAGUACCCACCACAGCUGAGAAAGAGCAGAUCUUGCUGUUCUCCAACGGCGUGCUGAAGAUGGGCGGGGAGCGAGAGCUGGUCCCACGGCCCAAGAAGUGGCCCCUGGGGGCCAUGUUGGCCCCUGGAGCGCUGCACAUACCGGGCCACAGCAUACAGGAGGACGGUGCCGACCUGGAGAACGGAGACCUGACUGGACCUGAGGAUAAGGAGUUUCGGGCGGAGGCCGAGACCAACCGGAAGAGGGUGAGCUGGGAUACGGAGCGCUGCUGUUUCCUACACGCUGGAGGCUCAGCUUGGCUAACCCGCAGGAUCGUGGAGAGCCGGCUGUGGCCAAUUGAAAUCAUGAAGACAGGACAGACAGGAACAACCAAGGGAGGGAAGCCCGUCAAAGACAAGAAUGAAGAUGACUCCCAGGUGUCGUUCCAUGGCGUGGCCUAUAUGGACCUGGCUCCUCUGAUGUAUCCAGGAGCCACGUGCUUGAGAGCUGCAUAUAGAGUCCACCCUUUCUACGACGCCGACCUCUUGCAGAAGACCAAGCGGACCCAGAGCGUGCUGCGAGAGAGCAUGAGGCAGCCGGUGGCGCAGGGCAAAGGUCGCGUGUCUGGGGGCCUCUGUAAGGCUGCCCCCAGCAAAAUCUUCGAUAAGCCGGGAAAAGACCCCAAAGAGUCUCCUAGAAAGGCGGCAGUGCCACAGGGGAAACCUGUCCUUGAAGAGACCAGCGUUGUGGAGGUGGAGCCGCAGGUCAACACAGAGGGACAAAUGUAUGAAGAUGCCAAGACCUACAUUGUCAUUGAGAUCGCACUGGAUAAACCACUGGUCCCCAAACGACCACCGGAGGAGCUGGCAAAAAGAGUCACUGAGCUUAUUCCUCCAAGACCCACUUUACCUCGGAGACCAGCAGGAGCAGAAAGGGCGGUGCAGGAGUUCCAGACGCAGGUGGCCAACGUGGCGGCGCAGGUGCUGGACCAGUACCAGCAGCUGUUUGGGGCCACGCUGGACCUGUCAGGGGCCACCUCGCCCGACCCCAACGCCGAGCAGCAGCGCAAGACCAAGCUACUCGGGGAGCUCAACUACUCGGGGAAGUACUUUGCCUUCAAGGAGCAACUUAAAUACUCUGUAGUGCGUAUAGUGCGCGAGAAGAUGCUGCGGACGGAAGCCUUCGCUGAUAUGCAACAGCUGCAGGCGUUUCUAAGUCAGCUCUAUGUAUUCCUGGUGGAUGAAAUGCACAUGGCGCUGAAUAAGGUGUUGUCUGUGCGUAAUCUGGAUAGCCAGCCUCAGCAGCAGCUGGACUGUUCCCAACUGAGACACUUUGCCAGGGAGGCGCAGUUCAACCAGGACUACAAGCUGGCCACAAAGUACUACCAAGAGCUGCUGGCUCGAGACCGCAGUGACCCGUCCCACUGGUUUGAUUUCGGCUGUUUCUACAUGUCGAGGGGAGACUACCAGAAGGCGGAGGAGUGCUACCAUCAGGCCGUGUCUAUCAAGCAGGACCACCUGUCCAGCUUGUUAAUGUGUGGUAUUCUGGCUGAGAUGGAUGGGCGCCAUGAGGAGGCAGAGACCUUUUUUGAAGGAGCGACUUGCGUUUGUCCUAGCAGUGUGGUGGCCUGGACAAUAUUCGGUCUGUUCUACCACGGCCAGGAGAACAGCAUUCAGGCGGAGAUGGCUUUCCUGGAGGCCCGCAAGUGCCAGAAGGCAGCCGCGGCACCAAGCCCUCCCGAGGUUUGGGGUGCACAGGUGGAGAUCUCGGACACCCAGGUGGAGAGUAUUGAACACCUGGAAGAGGAAGAGGAAGAGGAGGAGCUAGCCAAUGACAACGAUGAGGAACAGGAGAAUGGAGCAGAGAGUCCAGUCGCCGCCAUCCAGAGUGAGACUGCUACGGGGGAGUUGGAGGAUUCUACUGUUGCCAAGGAGACCAAGACCCCCAGUAUAAUUGCUCCCCACGCCGGCCCCAGCAAGGUCACCAGCAUCUACAUGGAAACGGUGGCCUUCUUACAGCAGAAUAAUGCACUACAGAUGGCCCAGCGUGCUCUGGCCCAGGAGCUGCUGUGUCCCGAGGGGGGUUUGAGCAGCAGCUACCACCUGGCCCUGGCUCAACUCCACACCCUGCGCGGGGAGUUCAGCAGUGCCGAGGCCAGCCUCAACGCAGCACUCAGCGACAGCUAUGAGAAGCCAGACGUGUGGGCGUUGUGGGGCCACCUGCACUACCUCGGCGGGAAGGCCAGAGAGGCUCAGAAGUGCUACGAGAGGACGCUGGACUUUGUGACGGAAGCGUCUGACACACACCCCAUCUACCUGCGCCUGGGCUCCAUCUACCUGCAGGAGGGGCAGUUCGAGAAGGCCAAGGAGGUGUACCUGCGUGGCUGCAAGAGUUCCGCUUCCUGUCUGACGUGGCUGGGCCUCGGCAUCGCCUGCUACAGGCUGGGGGAGAUGACUGAAGCGGAGGAUGCGCUGGUGGAGGCCAACACGAUGAACAAUGGCAAUGCAGAGGUGUGGGGAUACCUGGCCCUCGUCUGCCUGCUGAUGGGGAGGAAGCUGGAGGCAGAACAGUCUUACAAAUACGCACUAAAGCUGCAUCUACAAAACGAGCCACUUCUAAAGGAGAUUGAAGAUAUGCAAAGGAAUGUUGGAUUCGGAAAUCCUGGUUUUUGAAAAUGCUUCUGUGGUUCUAUUGUUUGGGUACACACAUUUUCAGAUAGUCAGACAGUCAGUCUUGUAAGUUUGUAUAUUUAUCUAAGUCAAAUAAAGCAUUCUGUUUGAGCCUUUGACCAUCAUCGGGCACAUCUGGAACAAAAAGACUUCUUAUGGCAACAAAUUGUGUUUUUAUUUUAUUUUUUAUUUUUAUUUUGCUGUAUCAAUAUUGUAGUAAGCAGCACUGUUUGGUGAUGUUCCUUACUUCACAAUCAUAAAAAAUAAAACUGAGUCUUCAUAUAA